This is a messenger RNA of Fonticula alba, 3999 nucleotides long. RefSeq lists its product as hypothetical. Bases 1 to 3999 code for a protein of 1332 amino acids. Lineage: Eukaryota; Rotosphaerida; Fonticulaceae. The record is from RefSeq and is a predicted model, not a curated record. Gene Ontology annotation, biological process: base-excision repair. Gene Ontology annotation, molecular function: DNA binding; double-stranded DNA 3'-5' DNA exonuclease activity; endonuclease activity. Gene Ontology annotation, cellular component: nucleus. The transcript has 6 exons.
AUGGCGUCCGUGGCGCCGGGGCCCCCUCCCGCGGAGCCGGCCCCGGCCGCCGCCGCCGCCGCCGCCGCCGGCAGGCCGCAGCCGCAGGCCCACCUCCUCCGGGCGACGUGGCGCGCCUUCGCCUCGGCCGCCAACCCGGCCGACAAGUCCGCGGACUCGGACGCGGCGUGGCUGCGGGGCCUGCCCCGGCCGCCGGCCUCGGCCGUGCGCAUUCGCCAUGACAUCGACUCCGGGGCCUUCCGCCGGGCCAAUCGCACCAAUGCCGCCGGCCUGCCGACGGUGGGCUUCUUCGACCUGACGGAUCGCCUCCGCCGGGUGGACCACCCCCGCCGGGAUGGCGCGGCCCCGGCCCCGGCCCCGGCCCAGUGGAACACCCUGGCCCGCUCGCUGGACAGCAACCACUACUUCCGGUCGCUGCGGCCGCCGGGCCCGGCCGAAGUGGCCCACCUGCAGGUCAUGCACCAGGCCCUGGCCGGGCUGAGCCUGCCCUCGGCCCGGCGGGGCAGCCCCCCGUCGCACGCCCCCGGGCCGCCGGCGUCCGAGAUGCUGGGCUUCGACCGCCUGGUCCAGGCGGUCCUGGACACCGUGCAGCACACCCUGGACCUGCUCAAGGCCGAGUACUCGCCCGAGGCCACGGCCGGCUUCCUGGCACAGGUGGCGGCCGAGGCCACCGCCUCCGGGGCCGACCCGGCCGCCGCCCUGCGCCAGGCCCAGCUCACCCGCGCCUACCAUGUCCUGCAGCUGCACGACCGCAUGUCCGACUGCCUGUGCCUGGUGUCCGAUCCGAUGGAGGCCGCGCGCAAUACCCUGCCCAACUUCGAGGACCGGUCCCUGGCCUCGGACUCGGCCAUGGACCUCAACAACUUCAUCCAGCGCCUCAACACCGACCUCGACCUGUGCCGGGCGCUCUUUGCCAAUGUCUUCGCCGAGGUGGGCGUCGUGCCCGACCCGGCCGACUUCCGGACCAUCUCCUCGCGCCUGACCCUGGAGCCGGAUGCCGCGGCCGCGGGCCAGCUUCCCGCGGCCCCGCGCCAGCGCGUCUUCGACCUGCUGGACAGCGAGUUCCAGGCCGUGGCCCACUCGUAUGCCUACGAAUACCGCGCCGGCGGGGUGGCCAUCGAUGAUCCGGCCAUCGCCGAGCGCCUGGUCGGCCUCAGCAGCGACGUCCUCUCGGCCGGCAUGUGGUUCAGCCGCGCCCUCAUGGAGGGCCGCGUCAAUGUCCGACUGACGGAUCAGCAAUACUCCCGGUUCAGCCACAUCCUCGGGCCCCCUCUGACCUCCCCCACCACGAGCGGCCACCGGCUGGUUGACCUGCCGCUGAACACCAUCCUCUCGGACUCCUUCAUGGCGUCCAUCACCUGCGCCGAGACCCGGACAUCCAUCUACAGGCAGCUGGCCGGCGCUCGUGGUCUCUCCGGCGAGCCACAUCGCGCACUCAUGCGCCUGAUCGAGAGCCGGCACAAGUUUGCCCAGGCCCUCGGGUAUGACAGCUUUGCCGAUCUCACCAUCAUCGGCAGCGCCAGUCGCAUUGUCCGGUCGCCGGACUUCAUCGCGGUCUUCCUGCGCAGCCUGGGCGAGCGCCUGUCUCCCGAGGCUCGGAAGCACACCAGCCGCCUGGCCGGCCUGCUGCAGGGCCACUCCGCCCGGUUCAACACCUCCCCCCGGUCCAAGUCGCCCCCCGCGCCCGAGGCCUCGCUGCCCGUCGACUCCAUCAACUUCUGGGACCUGCCGCUGGCCCGGUACCUGGACACAGCGCAGCAGGUCCGCGAGCUGCAGGCCGCCGGCCAGGGGCUCUCCUCGGAUGAGCGGCACUUUUACUCCCUCGGCACGGCGCUCUCCGGCAUUGCCAUGAUCGCGGAGCUGGUGUUCGGCCUCCUGCCCCGCCUCCGCCGCCUGAUGACCGCCUCCGCCGCUGGGUCCUCCUCUCGGCCGCCGGCUCGGCGCCCGACGGCCUCCAACCCGGCCGCCGCCACCUCGACCCAGGGCCCGCCCAAGCGCGGCCGGCCCAGCAACGAGACCCUGCGCGCUCGGGAAACCCUGGCCGCCAAGGCGGCGCCCCCGAAGCCGGUACCGGCCACCAUCGCACCGCCGGCCCCCGGGGCCCGGGUCACCCGUGCCAUGGCGGCCGCCGUCCAGGCGGCCGCCACCGCCACCGCCAUCACCACCAGCCCGGUGCCGGGCCUGCUGGCGCACAACCUCCAGGCCGAAGGGCUGACCGCGCCCCGCGCCGCCGGCCCGCCGCCCGACCAUGACCCCGGGCCCCCGGUCAAGGCCGAGCCCAAGCUGGCCGGCCCCUUUGCCCUGGCCCAGGCCCGCAUGAAUGCCCCGGUCAUGGCCAAGAAGGCCAAGGUCGGCCAGAGCCUCGCGUCGGCCAAGAAGUCCGGCGCCCCGCCGGCCAAGCUGUCACGCUCGGCCUCGGCCGAGCAGCAGGUCCUUCGGGACCUGGCCAUUCAGGCGAUCGUCCGCCACUCGCGCUUUGCCCGGCGCGCGCCACGCGCCACCACGGCCGAGGCCGCCCCCUCGGCGGCCUUCCUCGCGGCCACCGGGCUGGUCUUCCCGGUGGACGAUGUCACCACCCCGGCCGAGGCCUUUCCCAGCAUGCCACGCGAGACCCCGGCCGACUUGGGCUUCCUCCCGCCGGCCGGCGACGCCGCCGCCGCCGCCGCCGCCGCCGCCGCGGCCGCCGGGCCCGCCGGCGAGGGGGCCCCCCCCGCGGCGGCCCCGGCCCACACCCCGGCCGGGGCCCUGCGCCUGGUCACCUACAAUGUCAAUGGCCUCCAGGCGGCCCUGCAAAAGGGCCUCCUGACGUAUGUCCUGGCCGAGCAGGCGGACAUCCUCUGCUUGCAGGAGACCAAGCUCUCCUUCAUGCCGCCCGGCAGCCUGGAAGAUCCGCGGACCUUCGACGCGCCGGCCCUCGGCCCGGAGUUCAUCCAGCUCCUGGAGCACUUCCCCUACCGGAUCUGGUCCAACAGCCUGCAGCCCCUCGGGUAUUCCGGGGUGGCUGUCCUGUCGCGCGUGCCGCCGGCCGCCAAUGGCCGGGUCAUCACCGGCAUGGAGCUGGCCCUGGCCCGGCUGGAGGAGACCCUCCUGCCGGAGGGCCUGCUCACCGAGGCCCCCAUGCCGCCGCGGCUGACUCGCGUCGGCCCCACCGAGCCCGAUGCCAAGAUCCCCGCCCGGCCGGUGUCCCACGACCUGGAGGGCCGCCUGCUGGCCGUGGAUUUCGACGACUUCUGCCUGGUCAAUGUAUACACCCCGAACUCCGGCCAGAAGCUGGCCCGACUGGACUACCGCCGCCAGUGGGACGCGGACUUCGCGCGCUUUGUCCGAGCCCUGGAGCUCGGCAUCACGGCCGACCCUGCUGCGGCUGACGCCACUGCCGCCGCCGCCACCGCCGUCGCCGAUGCCACCCAUGCCGAUGGCUCGACAGCAUUGGUUCCCCCGCCUCCGGCCUCGGCCGCCGCGGCCUCUGGCACCGGCUCCCCCGAUGAGGCUGCCGCCUCGGCUCCGGCUCCGGCUCCGACAAAGGCCCCGCUGGUCGCCGGCCGCCCCUGGCGACCGGUCAUGGUCACCGGCGACCUGAACGUCUCGCACCAGCCGUUGGAUCUCCGUCGGGCCAAAGCCAACCAAAGGACCGCCGGCUUUACCCUCGAGGAGCGUGCCGGCUUUUCCAACCUCCUUCAGACCGGUCAAUUGACCGACGUCAUCCGCCAGCGACACCCCGGCCAGGCCGGCCUCUUCACCUACUGGGGCGUCCGCGGGGACACCCGCGGCCCGAACUCCGGCUGGCGACUGGAUUACUUCCUGGCAUCGCACGCCCCGGCCCCGGAGCACUGUCGCCCUGCCCCGGGACAGGACGCCAGCCGGGCGCUGGUGGACCGCGUCCGUGGCGCCGGCAUCCGCCAAGCCGUCUGGGGCACCUCCGACCAUGUGCCGGUCUUCCUGCUGCUGGAAUCCACCGCCGCCCGGUGUCCCGACCCAGCCCCGACGCCGGCCAGCUGA